AUGAAGUUCGUCUCAGCUUGCGUUGCUGCAUUCGCCGCUUUGACUGUUGCUUCGUCCGCCGACACUUCCACUGAUGCUGUGGAGCGCAGGCUUAUCCUCGGUGGAACUAUCGUUCCCAAGGGCAGAAAGACCUACUUUGCUGGCAUGCGCAAAACGGCCGAGGGCAAGAACUUCUGCGGCGGUACUCUCAUCAGCCCAAUUCACGUGCUCACGGCCUCGCAUUGCGUCACGUACGAUAUCCGCUGGGUUUCGAUCGGCUCGCAUUUCAACAACGGCACCGACGACGGAGAGCAGAUCAGGGUCCUGGCGGUAAUGAACCACCCCAAUUUUACUGAGGAGCUGAAAUUCUCCAACGACUUUGCCAUCUUGGAGCUGGAGGUCCCGUCGUCGAUCAAACCUGCAAAGUUGGCCAAGGCUGAUGAUUUGGAUUUCAAGGACGGUGCCACAGUGACUACCGUGGGAACGGGACGGACGUCGGAGGGAGCGACGGCGAUGGCAGGUCAUGAGCUGCAGCGUGUGGAUUCGACAAUUAUUACCAACGAACAGUGUGCAGAGUACGGCAAGAUCACCGUAGACGACUCUAUGCUUUGUGUGGGUGGACAGAUCAGCAUGGGUUACUGUGACGGCGACACGGGUGGCCCCGCCUUCAUUGAGUACUCCGACAACGAUGCCGACGACGUAGUGGUUGGUGUGGUAAGCUGGCGCAACUGGCGAGAUGGUAAGGUAUGCGGUCGCGGAAAGAGCUUGCCAAUGGUGUACUCGCGCGUAUCGCACGCUCGGUCUUGGAUCGAUCCCAUUAGGAAGUCCUCGUGCUUCGAGUAA
Molecule: messenger RNA, 822 nt
Organism: Phytophthora infestans T30-4
Lineage: Eukaryota; Oomycota; Peronosporomycetes; Peronosporales; Peronosporaceae
Product: serine protease family S01A, putative
Exons: 1
Coding region: 1-822 (273 amino acids)
Biological process (GO): proteolysis
Molecular function (GO): serine-type endopeptidase activity
Source: RefSeq, a predicted model, not a curated record